AUGGCUGACCAGGAAUACAACGCCGAGGAGGCUGCCGAGCUCAAGAAGAAGAGAACCUUCCGCAAGUUUUCCUAUCGCGGUAUCGAACUCGAGCAACUCCUCGACCUCUCCUCAGAGCAGCUCCGUGAUGUCGUUCACGCCCGUGCCCGUCGUCGCUUCAACCGCGGUCUGAAGCGCAAGCCCAUGGGCCUCAUCAAGAAGCUCCGCAAGGCCAAGCAGGAGGCCAAGCCCAACGAGAAGCCGGACCUCGUCAAGACACACCUCCGUGACAUGAUUGUCGUGCCUGAGAUGAUCGGAUCCGUCAUCGGUAUCUACUCCGGCAAGGAGUUCAACCAGGUUGAGAUCAAGCCUGAGAUGGUUGGUCACUACUUGGGCGAGUUCUCUAUCUCAUACAAACCUGUCAAGCACGGUCGACCUGGUAUUGGUGCCACCCACUCCUCCCGUUUCAUUCCUCUCAAAUAG
Molecule: messenger RNA, 462 nt
Organism: Talaromyces atroroseus
Lineage: Eukaryota; Fungi; Ascomycota; Eurotiomycetes; Eurotiales; Trichocomaceae
Product: 40S ribosomal protein S15
Exons: 5
Coding region: 1-462 (153 amino acids)
Biological process (GO): translation; ribosomal small subunit assembly
Cellular component (GO): cytosolic small ribosomal subunit; ribosome
Molecular function (GO): structural constituent of ribosome; RNA binding
Source: RefSeq, a predicted model, not a curated record